CGCGCUCACAGGGCGGCCUCCUCGCCCUCUCCGAAGGGAACCGUGAGGUGGCAGGGCGGCUCCCCGUGGCGGAGGGAUCCCCUUCCGGGCCUCCUUUGCGGCGGAGGGAUCCAUUCGAGGCCCCAUCUUGGCUCCGCUGGGGCGGCCGGGCGGGGGGGAGGCUCGGCAGCGGCGGCGGCGGGCAUCAUCAUGGACGAGGCCUACGACGUGAUCGUGCUGGGCACCGGCCUGACCGAAUGUAUCCUUUCGGGCAUUAUGUCUGUGAAUGGCAAGAAGGUCUUGCACAUGGACCGGAACCCGUAUUAUGGGGGCGAGAGCUCGUCGAUUACGCCCCUGGAUGAGCUCUACAAGCGCUUUGAGAUUGCUGAAUGCCCCCCUGAAUCAAUGGGCCGUGGCCGGGACUGGAAUGUUGACCUGAUCCCUAAAUUCCUCAUGGCCAACGGCCAGCUGGUGAAGAUGCUGCUGUAUACAGAAGUGACACGCUAUCUAGACUUCAAAGUGGUGGAGGGCAGCUUCGUCUACAAGGCAGGAAAGAUCUACAAGGUGCCGUCUACGGAGACUGAGGCUCUAGCGUCCAAUCUCAUGGGUAUGUUUGAGAAGCGCCGCUUCCGCAAGUUCCUGGUCUUUGUGGCAAACUUUGACGAGAACGACCCGAAGACGCUGGAAGGAGUGGAUCCGCAGAGCACCACCAUGCGCGAGGUCUAUCGACGCUUUGACCUAGGUCAGGAUGUCAUUGACUUCACGGGUCAUGCGCUGGCGCUCUACCGCACUGACGACUACUUGGAUCAGCCCUGCUUGGAGACCAUCAACCGCAUCAAACUAUACAGUGAGUCGCUGGCCCGCUAUGGCAAAAGCCCUUACCUCUACCCCCUCUACGGUCUGGGAGAGCUCCCGCAGGGCUUCGCCAGGCUCAGCGCUAUCUACGGUGGCACCUACAUGCUCAACAAACCAGUGGAUGAGAUUGUCAUGGAAGGCGGCAAGGUGGUUGGGGUCAAAUCAGAAGGAGAGGUGGCUCGCUGCAAGCAGUUGAUCUGCGACCCCAGCUACGUGCCAGACCGGGUGCGCCCAGCAGGGAAGGUGGUUCGUGUCAUCUGUAUUUUGAGCCAUCCCAUCCGAGGCACCAACGAUGCCAAUUCCUGUCAGAUCAUCAUCCCCCAGAACCAAGUAGGACGCAAAUCUGAUAUCUACGUCUGCCUCAUCUCCUCUGCCCAUAACGUGGCUGCCCAGGGCAAGUACAUUGCCAUCGCCAGCACUACAGUGGAGACGGACUCUCCCGAGGCUGAAGUGCAGCCGGCCCUCGAACUGCUGGAACCCGUUGACCAAAAGUUUGUGGCCAUCAGUGACAUCUAUGAACCGACUGACGAUGGGACUGAAAGUCAGGUAUUCUGCUCGCGAUCGUAUGAUGCCACCACUCACUUUGAGACGACAUGCGAUGACAUCAAAGACAUUUACCGGCGCAUGGCGGGGGCCCCCUUUGACUUUGAGAGCAUGAAGCGGCGCCAGAACGAUGUCUUUGGCGAGGAUGAGCAGUGACCACUCCCCAUCUUUUCCUUCCCUGUCCUUUCCCUAGUUUUUCCCAUGCAAGGGACCACACUCCCACGCUGGACUGGCGCUGUCCCACACAUCACCCCAAGACUGACUCUUUCCCCUCCCCCCAAAUCCUCAUUCAGUGGGGCCAGAUUUCUCUCAACUGGGACCAGUCACCUUACAUCACCUGGGGGGUGGGGGUGGGGGAUGUUUCCAGCUUGCUUUUCUUUCCUGCCUCUCGGAGCCAGACUUCCCAAUGGUUGAUGUGGGAUCAAAGUUGGUAAAAUCCUGAAUCCUUCUGGGAUUCAUCUCCUGAUGCCCGUUCAGAUCCUGUAGGGAUUUAGGGCCAGCCCGCACAUUUCCUGUUGGCACCUGAAUUUAAACCCCAGCAAUUCCGCUCCCCCAGUAAAAAAAACCAAGGGUGAUUUAGAAGGUGGGGGGUGGGAAAAAAGUAACUUUCCCCAGGAUGCUAGCUUUUCAACUUCGACACCCUCCUCCUUGCUCAGUUUUUUCCACACUGGGUUCCAGAAGCUUGUUUUUAAGGACAGUGCCCGUCUCACAAGUAGGUGGGGAAGGGGUGUGUUAUGACAGUGGGUAGAGAAAGCAUCCCUCUCGCUAAAAAGAGAAAUUGCUGGGGAUAAACACCCCAGAGAAAUGUUAUCAUUUAGUUCUCACUUCCCCUGCUAAUCUAAAACCCCAUCAUGCCGUCUCCAUCUCACCCUCACGCCUGCUGUGCCCUCGACCGUUAAGUACCUCACCAUUCCCCCUCCUGAACCGAUCCCAGUAUCCUGGCUUCUUCCUUUACUGCUGAUAAACUCUUUCCGGACCAAUGUCUGUAUGCUGAGCCUUCUUAACCUUUGUUUAUCGUGAUCGUGUCACGAGCCUUUGAUUCCUCUGCAGCGAGAGGAGACUGGAGUGGCGCCCUCUUUCCUGUGAGGAUUUGGGAGCAUGAAGAAGCAUUUUGGAACAUCUCAGCCACACGUGCACCUGAAGCCAGUCCUCCGCCCUGCCCCCCCCCCCCCGCCCCCACCCGUACCACUUCAGGUUCCCUAUGUUUGUCUUGCAUCCAUUUUGUCCCUCUCAAUCCCUCCUAGUUCCUUUUAGCCUACAGUGUGAGAAGAUUUGUGUGUGUGUGUGUGUAUGUGUCUCUCGUGUGCUGGACCAUAGGGACAAGGUGGUGGUUCCGUGUGUGUUUCCCCUCCUCCCCCCUUGCUGCCACCUGCUGUAACUUAUUGUAACUUAUUAAUAAAGCAGGUCCAGCUUUCUGUCGACACUCCUUACAAUUAACGAGGUGUGGACGGGGGCUCGGCCCUGGCGGGAGCGGAGAAACCUAAGGCAUGCUUUCUGCCAGAGGCCUUUUUCCUCCUGAAGCUGGCUUUGUGGUUAACAAUCUGUAACUCUAAGGGGACCUGAGGGGGUUAUCUCCCUCUACCCCACAGCUGCUCAGUUGUCUCAAGAUAAUAAAUUCACUUAGUCUGUU
Messenger RNA from Sphaerodactylus townsendi, 3007 nucleotides. It is a transcript of the gene GDI1, whose product is annotated as GDP dissociation inhibitor 1. The transcript has 11 exons. NCBI's taxonomy places the organism in Eukaryota, Metazoa, Chordata, Lepidosauria, Squamata, Sphaerodactylidae. Gene Ontology annotation, cellular component: cytoplasm. The record is from RefSeq and is a predicted model, not a curated record. Gene Ontology annotation, biological process: protein transport; small GTPase-mediated signal transduction; vesicle-mediated transport. Gene Ontology annotation, molecular function: Rab GDP-dissociation inhibitor activity. Bases 190 to 1533 code for a protein of 447 amino acids.